Molecule: messenger RNA, 2977 nt
Organism: Colius striatus (speckled mousebird)
Lineage: Eukaryota; Metazoa; Chordata; Aves; Coliiformes; Coliidae
Gene: OVOL2
Product: ovo like zinc finger 2
Exons: 4
Coding region: 84-875 (263 amino acids)
Biological process (GO): regulation of transcription by RNA polymerase II; epidermal cell differentiation
Cellular component (GO): nucleus
Molecular function (GO): RNA polymerase II cis-regulatory region sequence-specific DNA binding; DNA-binding transcription factor activity, RNA polymerase II-specific
Source: RefSeq, a predicted model, not a curated record
GCGGCGGGCUGAGAGCCGCCGCUCUGCUCCGCUCCGCUUCCCUCCGCGCCCCGCCGUGACGAGCCGUGCCCCCUGCCCUCGCCAUGCCCAGAGCCUUCCUGGUGAAGCGCCGGAGCCCGCAGCCGGCGGUGCGCAGCUGGGAUGGGCUGCCCGACGAGGAGAGAGCCGACACUUACAUCCCAGGCGGGAUCGGCUGCGUGCUGCUGGGCUACGAGGACAGCUGCAGCCUUGAGAGUAGCGGGAGCAGCGGGACCCGGGACGCAGAGCCCAGCGACUCCCCGACACCCCAGCCCGCCCCUGGCGACCUGGGCACGGCUGGGGGAAUGCUACUGGACCUGGCCGUCAAGCGGCCCGUGGUCAGGUCGAAAAUCAAGUUCACCACUGGCACCUGCAAUGAUGCUACGAUGCAUAGCUGCGAACUGUGUGGCAAAGGCUUUCGCCUGCAGCGGAUGCUCAACCGUCACAUCAAGUGUCACAGUCAGGUGAAGAGACACUUGUGCACCUUCUGUGGAAAGGGCUUCAACGACACCUUUGAUCUGAAAAGACAUGUCCGGACCCAUACAGGGAUUCGUCCUUACAAAUGUGAGGUUUGCAACAAAGCCUUCACCCAGCGCUGUUCCCUGGAGUCCCACCUGAAAAAGAUCCACGGCGUGCAGCAGCAAUAUGCUUACAAACAGAGGCGAGAUAAACUUUACGUGUGUGAAGACUGCGGCUACACAGGCCCCACGCAGGAGGACCUGUACCUGCACGUCAGCAACGUGCACCCCGGCAGUGCCUUCCUGAAAAAAACCUCCAAAAAACUGGCAGCGGUUUUGCAAAACAAACUGAGCCCUGUUCUGCAGAGGAACUCGAAAGAUGGUGACAAAGAUGAGUGAUGUGCUGGAGUACAGUGGUCUAAAGGAAUGAAGUUUACAUGUAAGACUAUAUAUAUAUAUAUAUAAAAUUUUUUAAAAACCCUACGAUUUUAAAAGAAAUCCCUGAAAUGAAGGGGAUGCUUUGGGUAAUGGGACUCUUUUGAUGUUGGUAGGACCUCAACUUGAAAGACAUAUUCCCAUUAAUGAUGCAAACACCAGACUUUUUGACUUGGUCAAAACCUGCUCCACCCCCUCGCCUCCACCCCGGGAAAACUUGGAAGAAACCGUCACCUCUUGGAUGGGCUAUUUACUGAAUUGACAUUCACACAGAAUCUCAAGGGCUGGUAGGGACCUAUCAUCUAAUUCAACCCUCCUGCCAGAGCAGAACCACCUAGAGUAGGUCACACAGGAACUCAUCCAGGUGGAUUUGGAAUGUCCCCAGAGGAGACUCCACAACCCAUCUGGGCAGCCUGUUCCAGUCAGUGCUUCCUCACCUGAACAAGGAAGAAAUUCUUCCUUUUAGUUGUUUGGAACCUCUUAUGUUCCAGCUUGUACCCGUUGCCCCUUGUCCUAUCAUUGGACAUCACUGAGAACAGCCUGGCUCCAUCCUCCUGACACCUGCCCUUUACAUAUUUGUAAACAUUCAGGCAGGCAACCUAUUUUCUGUUUCAGCUCCACCACAGGUCUGAGUGCUCCCUGACAAAUCAGUUCAACUUUCCCCCACUGUAUUUUGUAAAGAUAAUAACAUUCACCUCCCCAACAAAAGCCUUUUGAAAAGUGUGGGUGGAAAGCACCCAUGUGAGUACACUGUUCUAUGCAAAAUGAAUUAAAAUGGUCUUACAAACAGGGGUAUGUUGUAUCAGUUAAAACCCGCAAAUCACCUCAGCUCUGCCCACUGUGUAGUUGGUGGGAAAUAUGAUCUCAGGUGAGCUGAAACUAUUUUUAAAGGAUGGAGAACUUUUCUAUUUCCUCCCAAACACUGUCUGCUAACGAAUGACAUCAUUCCAGGGCAGACUUACAGUCAUGUUUUUUAGGUACUUGAAACUGUGAAGUUUUAUCAUAUUUAGAUUUAAGUGUAGCCUUAACCCUGAUGUUCCUGGCCUUGUCACGUUCACUUUGAGGAUCAUUACCACAUCCUUUUAACAUGCAUCGAUGUCAACCCAGAAACCCAAAGAAAACACUUUAAUGACUUGAAGAUAUGUAUUUUCUGUCCUGAUGAAAUGCAAUUUUGUGUGUAUUUUAUGGUGUGUGUGUGUGUUUUAUCUUUUAAAUGCCCAAGUGCCUGUUCACUAAUACAAGAGUGCAGUGCAAUGCCAUGAAAAGGGAGAUUGAGCCAGUCUUUGCCACACAAGAUCAGUGCAAAAUUGUAGGCAUGAAUCUGGCCUCUCAUCUGUCACCACUGUUGGUUCAAAAGGAUCCUCCUGAGACUCAUGCUACAAGGGAAGGAGGUGGGAUGAUGGUGAGGGACUGAUACUAUGUCUCUGUACUUUUGGACUUCCCCAACAGUCCUGCUGCAGCUCCUGUUGACCCUGGACAACCAAGAGGAUACUACCAAGUGUGAAUUUAGGGAUUUAAAAUACAGAGGAGAGAGAUGCUCAUGUAACUCCUGUUGUUGAAGCUGCCUGAUACUUUAAGACUCCAGAAGUUUCUGCAGCCUUUAUUGGGCACCUGGGUGUCUCUAUUAGGAGUGACAGGGUGGGGUGGUGACUUCCUCAGCAACCACAAGGUACUCUGGUCCAAAUGCAUGUUAUUCAUCUGUCUCUCAACUUAAUAGACACAGCUGCUAAACAGGUUUUACAUCCAUUUAAAUGCAUAAUAAUUCAUGGAUUUCAUUUGUAGAUUCCAAAAAUUAAUGUAGUCCUCCAAAUAAAGCUGUAUGUUUGGGAAAGGUAUUCUGUACCUUUCACAUUGAAAGACCAGCUGAAAAGUAACUCACCCAAAAUACAGUCAUAACCAGGGCCUUCAUAGUCAUGACUACUAAAACAAGAUUCUGAGCAUCUCUGUAAGUACGUUAAAAAUCUGGUUUGUACAGGCAUCUGCUUGAGCUUUUGUGGGAAAAAGUUUCUAGGGAUUUUAAAGCAUUUCUAAUGGUGUUAAUAUUUAAUUCAGCACAACUUUUGAUG